Vigna radiata var. radiata (mung bean) is the source of this 1529-nucleotide messenger RNA. RefSeq names its product probable polygalacturonase. Gene Ontology annotation, biological process: carbohydrate metabolic process. Lineage: Eukaryota; Viridiplantae; Streptophyta; Magnoliopsida; Fabales; Fabaceae. Gene Ontology annotation, molecular function: polygalacturonase activity. The transcript has 6 exons. The record is from RefSeq and is a predicted model, not a curated record. Bases 1 to 1353 code for a protein of 450 amino acids.
AUGGCUCCUAGGAUAACAAGUAACCGUGGACAUAGAGCAGGAAAUCCAAAUCCGUUGGCUUACAGUGCUUCAUUGACGGAUUUUGGUGGUGUUGGAGAUGGAAAAACAUCAAACACAAAGGUAUUUAAGUCUGCAAUCAGUCAUCUGAGUGAGUAUGCUUCAAAAGGGGGGGCUCAGCUCUAUGUUCCUGCUGGAAAAUGGCUUACUGGGAGUUUUAGCCUUACCAGUCAUUUCACUCUCUAUCUCCACAAAGAUGCUGUUCUCCUUGCAUCUCAGGAUAUUAGUGAGUGGCCUGCGAUUGAACCACUCCCAUCGUACGGUAGAGGAAGAGAUGCAGCAGCAGGAAGGUAUACCAGCCUCAUAUUUGGAACAAACCUCACUGAUGUUAUUGUCACAGGUGACAAUGGCACCAUAGAUGGUCAAGGAGCGUUUUGGUGGCAGAAAUUUCACAAGAAACAGUUGAAGUACACUCGUCCAUACUUGAUUGAGUUAAUGUUCUCAGACAAGAUUCAAAUUUCUAAUUUGACCCUCCUAAAUUCUCCAUCAUGGAAUGUUCAUCCUGUUUAUAGCAGCAAUAUUAUUAUUAAAGGCCUCACCAUUAUCGCUACUGUCCCAUCUCCAAACACCGAUGGCAUCAACCCAGAUUCUUGCACGAAUACCAAAAUUGAAGACUGCUACAUAGUUUCUGGAGAUGACUGUAUAGCAGUGAAAAGUGGGUGGGAUCAGUAUGGCAUAAAGUUUGGAUGGCCCACAAAACAGCUAGUGAUCAGACGGCUAACAUGCAUUUCCCCAGAAAGUGCAGCCAUUGCCUUAGGAAGUGAGAUGUCUGGUGGAAUCGAAGAUGUCAGAGCUGAGGAUAUCACAGCCAUCCAUACAGAAUCAGGGGUCAGAAUCAAGACUGCAAUAGGGAGAGGAGGGUAUGUGAAGGACAUAUAUGUAAAGGGAAUGACCUUGCACACCAUGAAAUGGGUUUUUUGGAUGACUGGUAGCUAUGGCUCCCAUGCUGAUAGCCACUAUGAUCCUAAAGCCUUGCCUGAGAUCAAAGGCAUCAACUACAUAGAUGUGGUGGCUGACAAUGUCACCAUGGCUGCUAGGUUGGAAGGAAUCUCCAAUGACCCUUUUACUGGAAUCUGCAUUGCCAAUGUCACCAUUAACAUGGCAGCCAAGGCCAAAAAACAGCCAUGGACAUGUACUGAUAUUGAAGGGACCACAAGUGGGGUGACUCCUAAGCCAUGCAAUUCUUUACCUGAUCAAGGGCAGGAGAACAUCAAAGCCUGCGAUUUCCCCACAGAUGAUCUACCAAUUGAUUCGUUGGAGCUUAAGAAGUGUGCUUACCGAAUUAAACAUGCAUGACUACACUAGUGAUACAAUGUUUCAUAUAGUUAUUUAUUUAAGUCUAGUCUUUACCACCUUAUCCACAAUACAGAAAUCGUUACUCGUGUAAAGUAAUGAAUUUUCUGUCAUUAUUGUCACUACAAAUUUCUUUUUGCUACAAUUUUAUGAAAUGGCUUUAAGCUUCUUGGAACCUA